Molecule: messenger RNA, 2563 nt
Organism: Lagenorhynchus albirostris (white-beaked dolphin)
Lineage: Eukaryota; Metazoa; Chordata; Mammalia; Artiodactyla; Delphinidae
Gene: ZNF446
Product: zinc finger protein 446
Exons: 7
Coding region: 144-1334 (396 amino acids)
Biological process (GO): regulation of DNA-templated transcription
Source: RefSeq, a predicted model, not a curated record
GCGGCGUCGCCAGGGCAACGCGCGAGGGGCUGACCGCUGGGUCCGGGGAGAGGCGCGCGGGACCGCGUGGGCCCACUUACCCGAAGUGGCCUCGGGUGGCCGAGGUCCCCUUUGGUGGCUCCAAGAAGACUCCCGGCACAACAAUGCCAUCCCCACUGGGCCCCCCGAGUCUGCCCUCUGUGGACCCCGAGGCCACCCAGGAGGAUCCUGAGGCAGCACGCCAGCGCUUCCGGGGCUUCUGCUACCAGGAGGUGGCCGGUCCCCGCGAGGCCUUGGCCCAGCUCCGGGAGCUCUGCCGCCAGUGGCUGCGGCCCGAGGUGCACUCCAAGGAGCAGAUGCUGGAGCUGCUGGUGCUGGAGCAGUUCCUGGGCGCGCUGCCCCCCGAGAUCCAGGCCUGGGUGCGGGGACAGCAACCAGGCAGCCCUGAGGAGGCCACUGUCCUGGUCGAGGGCCUGCAGCAUGACCCUGGGCAGCUUCUGGGCUGGAUUACAGCACAUGUCCUGAAGCAAGCGGUGCUCCCAGCCGCACAGAACACAGAGGAGUCUGUGGGGAGCUCCCACCCUUCAGGGACAGUGGAGCCCCGAAAGGCAGCCUCUUGGGAGGGGUCCAAGGAUGCCCAGUUGGAGGAGAAUGCCCAGCUCAGCUGCAGCGUGAAGGAGGAGCCUGAUGGCUACGGGCAGGAGACAGCACCGUCCAGCCCCCCACAUCCAGCCCGGUCCCAUGAGGGGCCCGCUGAACAACAGGAACCGACCUCCGUGCCCUUUCAGCCACCCAGGAUUCAGGAGGAGUGGGGGCUCCUGGACCGGUCACAGAAGGAGGUGUACUGGGACGCGAUGCUGCAGAAGUACGGCACGGUGGUCUCCCUGGCAGGGUUGCCGUGUCCCCUGCCGGAGGCGCGCACUGAGCCGGAGCCGGAGGCGCUGAGCACCGGAUCCGAGGGAGCGAGAAGCCUCCUCCCGGCUGUCGAGUCCCAGCCUGAACGGACAUUAAGGGAACUUCUUUCCAAGUCUGGAUGGACAAGCAUGGCGUCUGAGAACAGAUGUGACGUAGGCCACGCAUGCUGGCAGGUGAGUGAGUCACAGAGCAGGAGGGCGGAGGAUCAGCUGCCUGCUGCCCACGGCAGUCCGUCUGUGGGCAUUCAGGACUUUGGCCAGUGUACUGUACUACUUUCCUACUGUUGCUCUAACGAGCUCGGUGGCCUGAAACAACACAAAACGUACUCUCUUAGGACUCUGAAUUGGGUCUCAUGGGGCCCAAUCAAGGUGUCAGCACGGCUGGUUCCUCCUGAAGGCUCUAAGGGGGGAAUCCACUUUAAGGCUUUUUCUAGCUUGUAGAGGCUGCCACGUUCCUCGGUGGUGGCGCCUUCCUCCAUCUUAAAAGCCAGCAGUGGAUGGUUAAGUCUCAUGCUGCCUCCCCCUUGUAAAGACCCUCAGGGUUACAUCUACGGCUCCCCUGGUAACCCGUGAUGAUCUCCCCAUCUCGGGGUCACAUCUCAUCCAUGCCCCACCUACACACCUGAUCUCAUCUGCAAAAUCCCUUCUGCAUGUGAGACAACAUUCACAGGUUCCAGGGAUUAGGACAUGGGUGUCUUUGGGGACUGUUAUUCCACACCCUUCUCUGUCACCUUUCUGCUCUGAAAACAAGGGACAUUUUUGUGGGACGUGGUUUCAGGGAGACAGGUGCACCCACAGAAGGAGCCCUCUGCAGCCUCAGGCUCAUGCAGGGGUGGCAGGUGGGCGUUGAGUGUGGCUGUGACCAUGGUUACUAGCAGAGGUGGGGUGGACACCUGGGCUGCGUGGGGAGGACCUUGCUGCAGCCUGAAACUGGGAGGGAGAGGCCUCCAUCUGGAGGACCCGUCUCCUCCAUGCCCAGUCUUCUGAGGACCUUUGACCUGUCGACCACACUCAGGCCUGGGGAAGCAGAGCCAGGCUGGAGAUGGAACCGGGCACUGGUGAUCUUGUUACCGAGUCCCAGCUUGUACUGCUGGCCGCACCACAGGCCAAUAAAUUGAGAGCCGAGUUGUUGAGGCAAGGAAUAGUGACUUUAUUCAGAAAGCCAGUGGACUCGGGACUUCCCUGGCGUUGCAGUGGUAAGAAUCCGCCUGCCAACCUAGGGGACACGGGUUCGAUCCCUAGUCUGGGAAGAUCCCACAUGCCGCAGAGCAACUAAGCCCGUGCGCCACAACUACUGAGCCUGCGCUCUAGAGCCCGAGAGCCACAACUACUGAGCCCGCAUACCUAGAGCCUGUGCUCCACAACAAGAGAAGCCACCGCAAUGAGAAGCCCGCCGCAACUGGAGAAAAAGCCCGCGUGCGGCAACGAAGACCCAACGCAGCCAAAAAUUCAUUGAAAAAGAAAGUGCUGGGCUUCCCUGGUGACGCAGUGGUUGAGAGUCCGCCUGCCGAUGCAGGGGACACGGGUUCGUGCCCCGGUCUGGGAGGAUCCCACAUGCCGCGGAGCGGCUGGGCCCGUGAGCCAUGGCCGCUGAGCCUGUGCAUCCGGAGCCUGUGCUCUGCAACGGGAGAGGCCACAACAGUGAGAGGCCCGCGUACCGCAAAAAAAAA